CCCUAUCAGUCGGGCGAUGAUUAUGUACUCCGAUGGACUGUUUUGUUGUUAAUUCUGUGCUAACGCUUCCGCCAAAAUGUUGGUGAAUGGUGAUCCUCUACCACAAGAUUCGCGACCAGGUUGGCGUGGAGAGUGCUCAAAUUUUCAAUGGACGCCACCCGUGCAGAACAUUUGCGAUUAUAACGCUUGCAAUGUGAUUGGUGAUUAUUCGAAUCAGCGCUAUCUAGCUGACUACUACGUUCGUGAUCCCGGAAUCCAAUACUUUUGUCCAACCGUAAACAAUGUUCAGCGAAGUGUACCGAUAAAUGUAUGUUACCCACAAAAGCCUGCCCCACAAUUCAUACAAGCAUUGCCUUGCCACCAGAUACAAGAAUGGGAUUACGAUAGUAUGUGCUACAAUGUUGGCGGCGAACCCUGCCAGUUUAGCAGUGUUGUAGAUUUGGAGGAUUUCAUGAAUAAUGAAAAGAGGAAGGAGAAAUCUCGGGUUGCGGCUCGGUGUCGGCGCACCAAGGAGAUGCAGAUAUUUAACGAGCUGACUGCAGCCCUACCUGCCAAGAAGGAGGAGGUGGAACAGCUUGACAAGGCAUCCGUGAUGCGACUGGCCAUCUCCUACCUUCGUGUGCGUGAUGUUGUGUCUAUGCUACCGGCUGACACAGAUGCGCCGACGCUGCAAAGCCCCAAAGGUCUGGAGGAGGUGCAAUCUGAACUGUCCUAUAUGAAGGCCCUGGAUGGCUUCGUUCUCGUGCUCUCUCAGCAGGGAGAUAUUGUGUACUGUAGCGAGAAUAUUGCAGAACACCUGGGUGUGUCACAGAUGGAAAUAAUGGGUCAAAGUGUCUUCGAGUUCAGUCACCCCUGCGACCAUGACGAGAUACGCGAAGCGUUGCGUGCCUCCAAAGUGGGAAGACGGGACAUGCUUCUGCGACUCAAAUGUACGAUAACGGCAAAAGGGAGGAAUGUGCAUUUGAAAUCUGCUUCGUAUAAGGUAAUUCACCUAACUGGCCACAUGCUGACAGAAGAGAAACCCGAAAAUGAUGAGAUUGAUAAAAAAGAUGGCGUAAAGUUAAAUAACAAUGGCGCUUUGGUGGCGGUGGGACGGCCAAUACCCCACCCGUCGAAUAUUGAAAUACCACUUGAUAGUAAGACGUUUCUUACUAAGCAUAACCUGGAUAUGAAGUUUACAUAUACGGAUGAAGGAUUAAUGAAUACACUCGGUUUCGACGCUGGCGAUUUAAACGGUCGUUCCCUGUAUGAUUAUCAUCACGCAGCCGACAGUGCAUCAUUGGCUCAUCAGUUUAAAUCAUUGUUCUCGAAGGGACAAUGCGAAACCGGGCAAUACCGUUUCCUGGCGAAGUCUGGCGGCUACGCCUGGGUUCAAACCCAGGCCACUGUCAUCACGGACAAACAACAGAAGCCCAUCAGCGUUGUCUGCGUCAAUUACGUCAUCAGCGGUAUCGAGUCCAAAGAUGAAGUAUUCGCUGCACACCAAGUGCAGCAUGCGGACCUAAAACCAGUUGUGACUCCAACCGCAACUAGAACAGCUGCGCCGAGCUGUGUAUCUGAACCGGCUAACGGCGCCAUUGUGGCUGCAAUCCUCCCCGAGGAGGAGCGCCCAAUACCUGUCACGGAGCUCAUAUUCGCACCAAGAGAGAAAGAAAUGAACAAAGGCUAUCUCACGUUCUCCCAAAACGAGGGAUUUACAAGUGAGUGGAACUUGAAACGCGACAGCUUAGUGCUAAAAGACGAGCCCGAGGAUCUGACACAUUUGGCUCCCACGGCUGGUGACACUUGUAUUCCUUUGGAAAACAGUCCUUUUGAUAUGUUUGACGAGUUUAUAUUGAACGACAAUUAUUGUAGUCUACUCGGCGAUGAUCUAGCAAAUGGAUCGCCCGUAGAUUCUUUGAUAGCAGACUCUUUGCUGUCAUCUCCUGAACGUCAGGAAAAUGAAUCGACCGGUGAACAGUCCUCAUUAUUAACGGAAUUAUCGUUAGAUGCGUAUGACAGCGCAAGGUCGGACAAUGAUAUUGACGAUGGCAACUCUCCAUUCAUUCCGAUCAAUGAUGACUUACCUAUUCUGGAACCGGCAGUCAUGUGGGGUGCUUUACCAGACAAUGUCAGACAGGCAAGACCCCAGCCAUCAGAGCCACAGACGUCAGCGCCAGCUUUACAGCGUUUGCUGGCUGCUCCCCCUACUGGACCACCUCCACAAGAUCUCAUCACAAAUAUUUAUUCAGAUCCAGGUCUAAUACCAAAUAAGAGUAUAUCCUCAUGGGACACGGGUGUAAAGAGGGUUCUUAAACAAGAGGAGGAGCCCUGCGCGAAGCGUGUGAAGCGUAGCCCCUCUCCAGCGCCCGCGCCCACCUCACAAUCAUCAUCGAGUGUCCUCAUGAACCUCCUGGAUAUGGAACGGGCGAGGCAAGAGAAUAUUUCAACAAAUUAUCGUCUUGUCCUAAAUCCACAAUUACCCAUCCCGAACAGAAAUAUCCCGAUUCCCGUUAUAAACAUAAUACAAGCGAAUAAACAGUGCGAACAUGCCCCAAUUAUACGCGCUAGUAGUGCCCCAAUGUCUCCAUUGAGUCUUAAUGUAGGCCAGUACUCUUUGCCCUGCAGUCCGAAUUACAGUCCCGUUGGCAGUCCUAUGAAAGUUCAGUCCACGCCUCAGUCGUUAUCUCCUGCUAGUAGCUACACCUACAGUCCCGCUAGACUGGUAUCGCCGACUGGUGCACUACAAGGCUACGACCCAUACCUAUCAAAUAAAAUGCAAGUCAGCCCUGGAUUCCCCAUGCAAAACGAAAUGCUUCUUGAUCCAAACGUAUCCCUCGCAUCGAAUGACUUUUGGCCCGACACAGGCGUCAUUCAGAACACAAGCGAUCUUCUGAUAGCUUUUGAUGAUGUAAAAUUAGUAUAAGACCUUAGUGGCGAGUGAUUUCUAUUUGUUUUGUGUGGAAUGCAUUUUCACUUCACACAAACAUUCCAUUGUGGUGCUAGAUGAACACUAAUGCUAUGUCGAGAUGGCCAUUCGAACUGUCAGAUUUAUAUCAAGCAAUGUUGUGUCCAUGAAGUUAUGUAUGGCAUUUUAAAUAAAUGUUUUGAGACCUACAUACAUUGUUUUAGUGGUUAUCUCAUCGUGUCUCCCGUAAAUAGAAGUCACUCGAUUGAGGGAUGGUCGUUAUAUGCUUCCGAAAACCAAAAAGGGUUCCACCUACAAUAUCUUAGCACAAAGAUAAAUUCUAUACAUUAAAAAUAUAUAUAAAUUUCUUCAAGAAUGUGGAAGCUUUUUUGGUUGUAAAAUAAUUAAGGAUAAGUACAUAGUAGAAUACUACAUAAUAUAAGCAAGGUACACCGGCAAGACCGUAGAAUUAUGAAUCUGGUAAAAUAUAGAAAUGUACUAAAAAAAUUAUAAAACUUAAAAACCCGAUGGCACAUAUCAUUCCAAUCGUUGGAAUCGCUCGUGUUUUUUAUCUCCUUCAGUAAUUGUUUCCAGCUAAAGGGCUGAUAAUUUAUUGCCCGAUUUUAAAAACUAAAUCAGCGUAAUACCAAUUAUCUAAAGUACCUACUCUUUCGUCUCUUUCUAUCAAAUUCUAUUGUCGCUGUGAUAAAAAAAGACAGCUUAGUAAUAUAGUUAUAACGAUCCAAUUACAUUAUUUAGCUGCAUGAAAAUCAUAAUGUACUCGUAGUGUCUAUGGUCUUGGGGGUAACACUUGUGAUAAUUUAAACUAUAGUGGGCGAAUGGUGAAAUGCUGUAUAUUAAUUAUUGGUUAUAUAUUUUCGUUUAAUAAGGCUUAUCAAUAAGAAUAUAUCACCAAUUAUGUUGUUAUUAAGUAAGAUCAAAUAUACUCAGUUAAAAGUAAGAAGUGGCAUGGUCACAAACGGCGGUUAAAUUAUUUCUAGUAAAAGAUUUAUUUUUCUUAAUCGUUUAUGCCUCCUAUGCCAAUUUCUAUACAGCUUACGUAUUACGGAACGUAGUAUCUAUUUAAAAAAACGACGUCUAUUAUUCACCAGAACUGUAACUAAGAUUAUCUAUGAAUACUUAUUGUAAAUUGUCAGGUGACAGAUAUACUAAACUCAUGUAAACAUUUUUUUUAAUAAAAAGCGGAUAAUUUAAUCGGAAUACCAACACUGACAAUUGACAACUUGUGAGGGUGAGAACACCAAUACGUUUCGUUAAACCUAAGCUGACUUUCGGAGCCUUUAAACCUCAACGGUAACUAACAUAUUGACAAAUAACAUAUUUCAAUCGUUUUAUUUGGGGUUUCGUGUACAGAAGUACCAAUUGUUUCUCUCGAAUAUCUUUUCAUUUCACGUAAUUUUAGUAAUCAUUAAAUCAAUUAAUUCUCUAUUUGAGUUUAUAUCCACUUCCAUAAGUACAAUAUAAAAUAAUUUCCAAAUGCAAUUCAUCAUUUUAAAUAAAUCUCUGUAUUGAGUUUUUAUUUGUUAAGUAGAUUUACGUAGAUGUAGUUGUGUAUGUUUCAAUUAUUUUAUUAUAACCUUCUUUUGCUAUUUGAAAUCUAUAGUCUAUUUCAGAAUAAUUUAAUUAUAUGUUUUUUAAAUUCAUUUUCACAUACUGUGCCAUAGCAUUUAUGGUGAUAUCUACGCCCUAUUUAAUAGUUAAUGUAAUUUAGUAAAAAUAAAUCAAAUGUUGAAUGUGCAUAAAAUCAUUAUUUUAUA
This is a messenger RNA of Pieris brassicae (large cabbage white), 4665 nucleotides long. It is a transcript of the gene sima, whose product is annotated as hypoxia-inducible factor 1-alpha. The record is from RefSeq and is a predicted model, not a curated record. Gene Ontology annotation, cellular component: transcription regulator complex; nucleus; cytoplasm. Lineage: Eukaryota; Metazoa; Arthropoda; Insecta; Lepidoptera; Pieridae. The coding region runs from base 77 to 2905 and encodes 942 amino acids. Gene Ontology annotation, molecular function: protein dimerization activity; DNA-binding transcription factor activity, RNA polymerase II-specific; RNA polymerase II transcription regulatory region sequence-specific DNA binding. The transcript has 12 exons. Gene Ontology annotation, biological process: cellular response to hypoxia; regulation of transcription by RNA polymerase II.